Molecule: messenger RNA, 1343 nt
Organism: Achroia grisella
Lineage: Eukaryota; Metazoa; Arthropoda; Insecta; Lepidoptera; Pyralidae
Product: lipopolysaccharide-induced tumor necrosis factor-alpha factor homolog
Exons: 3
Coding region: 208-624 (138 amino acids)
Molecular function (GO): zinc ion binding
Source: RefSeq, a predicted model, not a curated record
CUCACUCAUCGUAUAAACAUCGAAAGACUAUAACGCUACAUUCUACCAUAUUUACUACAUCGAAACUAUAUAGAUUUUGGUAUUAAUUUGUGUUUGCUAAAAGAAUAAAUAGUUGUUUAAUUUUAAUUUAUCUGGACUUGAUUAUAGUACUUAGUAACAAUUUAGAAAGGAUUUAGAAAUCAGCACGAAGGUUACAGUUUCCUCACAAUGGACGCAACAAUGGAAAACAAAAUGGGCCUGCCGCCACCAUACGAGUCAACGGCCACAUUUCCAGCACCACCACCCUCUUACUUCGGCAGUAACCCGCCACCACCAGGCAUAAAUGUACCUUCGGCACCACCGAGGACUACAGUCAUCACCUCCCCACCUGUAGUUACAGUUGUACGACCAGGAAAACUAGGACCGGGCCCCACGGGUACCACGUGCGCGACGUGCAACAAAUCCAUAGUGACCAGAGUCGAAUACGUAGCCAACAAUCGAACACACAUCGCUUCCGCAGCUCUAUGUAUUUUAGCUGGAUGCUGCUGUGGCUGCCUCAUACCUUACUGCAUGAGAUCAUGCAAGACCACCAACCACUACUGUCCUUCAUGCAAAGCUUUCAUCGGCACUCAUAUGCCGUCCUGAUUAAAUACUGCUAGGUGCGAAUCAGGCUCCACAAUCUUAAAGUAUUAAAACGCUAAAUAGAAUCUUAUAUGGCCACACUCGAAUUGAAUUGUAUUUGAAUACAUAUAUAUAAACAUGUAGAUAUAGUUAGUAUUAAUAACUAAUUUCGAAUUGUCUGAUACAUGUAAGUUAUAGCAUUAGGUCUUGCCUUAUGACUACUCUAUCUCUCAAGUUUUAUAGAAAUCUAUUUGUAUUUAAAACGGCGGUAUUCUAAUCGGUUUGUCAUUCUUCGUAUAAUAAUGUAUUUAAUGUAUAUCACUGCGAAGCAUGCAACUGUUGGUAUUUGUUUAUAUUUUCUUUAACAACAAAUGGGUUCUACAUGAUAUUGUCGAAGUGAACAAUCAUUAGCAGGAAUGCCGUUAUGAAUGUACAUUGCCUGUAUAAUUUCUACCUAUUCAAACCGUUGACUGUAUUGUAUAAAUUGAAUUACCUAUAUAUAUUAUGUGUUAUACAAAGGUACUAAUUAAGCAGACUUUGGAAAAAUGACGCCAUAUGGAUAUAUUCAGAGCUAUUUAUUUUUAUCUAACUUCGAACUUGGAUUCGCCCGGGAUCCAUUAAUAUACAAAACUAGGGCACAAACCACUGAUUUUACACAAUCAAAGUCGCAACUCCAGUAGUAAUAUUUUCUAUUGAAGUUUAGUUAAUAAUUAACUAAACCUCAAUAGAGAAAACGCUAAAAC